AUGACACUCAGCGGCCACGUAAAACAGCUUGAAGCCGUACGUGGCUACGUGUAUCCGACGGACGGUGCACUGGUGCCCGUGAGUGUCAAGAAGACGCCGAUGGGACACCAUUUACUGCACGGCUACCGCCACCGCAGCACUAAGGUCUGGCACUUUCUCGGCCAUACGUUAGCGGCCAUCAAGACGGUCAAACAGCGUAAGAAGUUCCUCGAUAUCGUGGCAAAGGGCGACCUGGCCGAGGUCAUGGACGCACUCAAUGCGGGUGCCGAUCUUACAGCUAAGAACUCGUUGGGACAAUCACCCGCCUACGUGGCCGCUGCGAACGGCUUGCACCACGUGCUGACACUGCUGCUGGAGCGUGGGGCAAACGCCAAUGAGAUUGCGCUGGACGGUACUACACCCCUGCACGUCGCUUGCGAGAAAAAUCACGAUCGUGCGGCCAAGAUCCUUGUAAAGUAUAACGCACGCCUGGAUAUGACGGCGCUCAGCGGGUGUACGCCGCUGCAUCUCGCGGCCAAGAAAGGUUACUCGGAAAUUGUGGCCAUUUUAUUGUCGGCGCGAGCCAAGACGGACUUUCCGAUUCGGGAAACGACUACGACAGCGUUGCUGCUGGCCUGCAUGGCUGGACACUCGACUGUAAUCGAGCAACUGCUAGACGCUGGUGCUGACCCACAGGUAGAAGAUGCAGAUGGCAAUACGCCCUUGCACUUUGUAAGUCGCAUUGGAAAUUAUCGUGCUACCUACCUUUUGUUGACCGCCGGAGCUGAUCCAGACAUGCCGAACGAGAAAGAUGAGACGGCGUUUGAUAUGGCCGAGCAGCAAGGUCACUCACACGUGCAUUACCUGCUGAAGACGAACGGCAUGGGUGUGGAUGGCCAAACAGUGGAUGAGAUUGAUAUGGCUUGCUCGCAAGACGCUCGUCUUAGUGAGGCAUUGGCCCGUAACCGACCGGAAAUUGCGGAGGUGAUCUUGAAGCUUCACAUGAAGUACGCUUGCUAUUCUGCGUUGGGUGCACUUCCCGAAGAUGAGCGUGUGACGGAGUUUUUGGAGAAUACCAACCAGCUGUUGUUUUGA
Messenger RNA from Peronospora farinosa, 1074 nucleotides. Lineage: Eukaryota; Oomycota; Peronosporomycetes; Peronosporales; Peronosporaceae. The record is from the annotation of a GenBank genome assembly.